AGUGAUCAUUCCGCUGCAACGUACAGUUACUGUCACGGUCUGUGUAUCCAUAACCUGUUCGCGAUCGCGAGCAUACCCAGUUGUGUGAGGUAUUUCAACGCUCUCUUAGAUAACUUGCUCUGCUUCCUAUUCACGACCAUCACUCCGAGAUUGACAACACAUUUAGACACCACCUUAUACCUGGAUAUCCCGGCGAAGUUAUUCAAUCAUCCCAAGACAGCUUACAAGCCGAACUCAGUUUCAGUGGCCCAUACCACUGCUCAUGCCAGCUCCUCGUCCCUCUCAGAGUACAGAAGCCACGCGCGCUGCUGCGCUACAGGCUGAGUUUAAUGAAAAGAAAUGGGUUUGGGUACCAGACGAGAAAGAUGGUUAUCUCGCUGGCUGGGUACACCAAGAAGAUGAUGAGACUGCGGAAAUUAUUAUGUCCUCCGGGGGAGAGAUUCGUCGAGUUCCUUUGUAUGCACUCUCCAAGAUGAACCCUCCCAAGUUCGAUCGUGUGGAAGACAUCGCGGAUCUCACAUUUUUAAACGAGGCGAGCGUCGUGCAUAAUCUCCGUCUAAGGUAUGGAUCCGGAGCUAUCUAUACAUACUCUGGCUUAUUCUUGGUCGCUAUAAACCCUUACCAGAACCUGCCGCUGUACACAGACGCAAUUAUAUCUCAGUAUCGCAGUAAACGACGGGAUGAGAACCCUCCUCAUAUCUUCGCGGUUGCCGAGCGCGCAUGGGUUAACAUGGGAGAGGAGCGCGAAAAUCAGAGCAUUCUUAUAACAGGAGAAUCUGGUGCAGGAAAGACCGAAAGCACGAAGAAAGUUAUACAAUACCUGUCUGCCAUAGCGACUGAUGCGCACCCGCGCCAUCCUUCACAUUCACAUUCUGCCUCCAUGGCAUCCUCGUUCCCCGCAUCCCCACCUUCGGGUUUGCCAAGAAGAGGCUCUUUCCAUGCAAAAGCGACUCAUGUUACGUCUAACAGCACUGGAGGCGCCAAGGGUCGCCUAGGCUUGCUCGAGCGACAGAUUCUCCAAGCGAAUCCCAUCCUUGAGGCGUUUGGUAACGCGCAAACUCAGCGGAAUAACAACUCAAGUAGAUUCGGGAAGUUUAUUAGGAUUAGUUUUUCUCUGGACGGGAGUAUAUCUGGGGCGAACAUUGACUGGUACCUGCUGGAGAAGAGUCGAGUAGUGGUUCGCAGUGCUGCGGAGCGCAACUUCCACGUAUUUUACCAGUUACUAUCGAGUGGUGGAUCAUUAAAGGAUACUCUUCUGCUGGAUCGACCUCUGGACGAAUAUGAAUUUCUCAACAGAAGCAGGCGAGAGGUCGAUGGCGUCAACGAUCGCGAAGAUUGGGACGCUCUGAUAAAUGCUCUUGAUAUUGUUGGCUUUACGGUCGCAGAACAGUUCGACCUUUUCCGCAUCGUCGCGGCAAUUCUUCAUAUUGGCAACAUCGACAUCCGUUCUACGAAGUCGGACGAUGCGUUUAUGCCAGAUCCUUCCCAAGCUGAGCGUGUCUGCCAUUUGCUCGGUAUUCCCAUCGCAGAGUUCACGAGAGCUAUCUUACGACCCAGGGUUCUCGCUGGACGUGAGUGGGUCACACAAGCGAGGACGGGGCAACAGUCUCUUGACGAACUCGCAUCCUUGAGCAAGUCGUUGUACGAGAAGUCCUUCAGUGCGCUGGUCGAGCGCAUCAACCGUGCGCUAGAUCGUCCGUCCUCUAAGUCGACGUUCAUCGGUGUUCUCGACAUCGCUGGCUUCGAGAUCUUCGAAAUUAAUACGUACGAGCAAUUGCUCAUCAACUAUACCAACGAGAAACUGCAGCAGUUUUUCAAUCACCAUAUGUUCGUCCUCGAGCAGGAGGAGUAUUCCAGGGAAGGCAUAGAAUGGGAUUACGUGAACUUCAAGCUGGACUUGCAGCCGACCAUAGACCUCAUCGAGAGUAGUGGGAACGCCAUUGGCAUCCUCAGUUGCUUAGACGAGGAGUGUAUCAUGCCCAAAGCCACCGAUCUCACGUUCACGGAGAAAGUACAUUCGAUCUGGAGCGGAGAUCUGCGCGCAACAGAGCAACCUCAUCCAGGUCGGACGAAAUACACCCUACCGAAGUUUGAACAAGGCUUCAUCAUCACGCACUACGCAGGCAAAGUCGAGUAUCGCACCGACGGGUGGUUAGAGAAGAAUAAGGAUCCCCUCAACGAUAAUCUCACACGUGUACUGGCAUCAUCGUCAGAACCUUACGUGGCUUCGCUCUUCCAAGAUUUUGCUGGCGUCUUCGCCGACAUGCCCCCAUCUUCCAGUGCUGGGUUCUCCGCAGGGAAAAGGCGCCCCAUCAAGAGAGGGGCGUUUAGAACAGUCGGGCAACGGCACAAGGAGCAAUUAGCGCUUCUCAUGGCUCAGUUACAGGCGACACAACCACACUUCGUGCGUUGCAUCGUGCCAAACGUCAACAAGAAACCUGGAAGGGUGGACGUGCCUCUCGUUCUCGAUCAAUUACGUUGCAACGGUGUUUUGGAGGGCAUUCGCAUAGCGCGUCUUGGUUAUCCCAAUCGGCUUCCGUUCGUCGAGUUUCGCCAGCGCUACGAGAUCAUGACUCCAGGCGUUAUUCCUCGUGGAUACAUGGAUGGUCGCAAAGCGUGCAUCCGUAUUGUGGAAGCUUUGGAUCUCGAUACCGAGUUGUUUCGUGUGGGAACGUCCAAGAUAUUCUUCAAGGCGGGAGUCCUCGCCGAUCUCGAGGAGCGGCGGGAUGCCCUUCUAUUCGACGUCUUUUCGAGACUACAGGCUGUUGCUAGGAAGUUCUCCGCACGCAGACAGAUGAAGAAGGUUCUCAAUCGCGCAGUGGCGAUACGGACGAUCCAACGUAAUGCUCGCGUGUACGGGGAGUUGCGAGAUUGGCCAUGGUGGCAACUAUACACGAAAGUCCGUCCGUUACUCGCCGCGACACGAAACGAUGAGGAGCUCAGAAGGAAAGACAUCGAGCUGCAACUUGCGAAGGAGAGAGCGGAGCGCGAUCAACGGGAACGGGAAAGCCUAGAGAACGUGAAGAUGACUCUUCAGGCGGAGAAACGAAAGAUCAUCGACGAGUUGGAAGCAGAGCGUGCGCUUGCCCUCGACAAAGAUGCCAUGUUAGACAGAAGCAAAAAGAGGGAAGCAGAACUCGAAGAAGAAAUCGUUGCCUUACACGCCGACCUCGACGUCCUCGAUUCGCAACUGGACCGUGCCCUACAUCUUCAGAAGGACGCCGAUGAGAAACAUGAAACUUUGCGCGUUGCAUUCGACCAGGCUGCGGAGCAUCUUGUCCGCAUGGAAGGUCAACAAAAUGAAUGGCGAGCUAAAGAGGCGGAGCUUUCGGACAUUGUAUUAACGCAGGAGAGCAGCAUGGUUCAGCUGCAACAGGAACACCAAGCUCUACAAAAAGCCAAUGAAGACCUCAGAGCCCUUGUUUCGCAGCGCGAUGAAGAUUUAGCGCGUGUCAAGGAGCGUUCUGAGGUUUUAGUGAGCGACUUGCAAGCCAAGCUCGGUGUGGAAAUUCGAUCUAAGUGAGCCUCCAAGCUUACUGUAACAUUUGGUCUGAUGUUUCGCGCAGA
Molecule: messenger RNA, 3567 nt
Organism: Suillus subaureus
Lineage: Eukaryota; Fungi; Basidiomycota; Agaricomycetes; Boletales; Suillaceae
Product: P-loop containing nucleoside triphosphate hydrolase protein
Exons: 7
Coding region: 263-3523 (1086 amino acids)
Biological process (GO): vesicle transport along actin filament; actin filament organization
Cellular component (GO): myosin complex; vesicle; cytoplasm
Molecular function (GO): microfilament motor activity; actin filament binding; ATP binding
Source: RefSeq, a predicted model, not a curated record